UUUCUCCUGGGUAAACACUGGCCUUCCCAUUGUGGCUCUUUCAUUUGAAUUGUGAUGGCAUCUCAGUUGCCUGUUGCCUGACAUUACCAAGAAGAGAGCAUCACCUGCAGUUUUCCAUCUGAUCCUCACAGUGCCGCUGUUGGCCAGUGUCUGGCCAGAAGCUGCUGGGAAGCAACUGCGGAAUCGUGAAGCUGCUUCCUCAGUAGGAGGCAGAUGCGGGAGGAGAGAGAGGGGAGAGAGAAGGGGAGAGAGAAAGCGAGCGCGGUGCUGCUGGCCAAAGCAGGGCAAGAAAUCUGCACAAAUCCAUCGGAAAGGCACUUCCUUAUCCUGGAUUCUGGCAAAUGAUGACACCGAUCUGCAGACACGGACAGAGCUGAUUUCUCAAACAAGCCGAUCGAUGGAGAGAAGGCGCGAAGAGGACGGCCGGGCGCUGGCCAGGCAAGUACGGCUUCUGCUGCUGCUGCUGCUGCUGCUGCCGCUGCUCUCCUGCUGGGCUGCCUCGGAGCAGGUCCGCUAUUCCAUCCUGGAGGAGAUGGCAGAGGGCUCCGUGGUGGGCAGCCUGGCCAAGGACCUGGGGCUGAAUGCCAGGGAGCUGGCAAAGCGCAACCUGCAUGCCGUCUCUGUGGACGGCAUGAAAUAUUUCAGUGCCAGUGCAGAGGAUGGGAAACUCUAUGUCAGGGAGAGGAUCGACCGGGAGAAAAUAUGUGGCAAGAAGCUGCUUUGCUCUGUUAAUUUUGAGGUGGUGAUUGAAAAUCCCCUGAAUAUUUUCCAUAUUUCUGUGGCAAUCCAGGAUAUUAAUGAUAAUGCCCCGCAGUUUCUCAGUGACAACAUCAACCUGGAGAUCCUUGAAUCCACUCUACCAGGCACCCGAUUUCAGCUUGGGAAAGCAGAAGAUCCUGACAUUGGAGUUAAUUCUCUCCAGAAUUACCAGCUUAGUCCCAAUCCAUACUUCACCAUGGAUGUGAAAGAGAGCCAGGAGGGAAGUAGUUUUGCUGAGUUGGUGCUGCAGAAACCACUCGAUCGAGAAAGUGAAGAGACCCUGCACUUGAUCCUCACUGCCUUUGAUGGAGGUGACCCAAGGAAAACCGGGACUGCCCAGAUCCAGAUCAACGUCACUGAUGCCAACGACAACCCACCCGUCUUCAGCCAGGAGAUCUACCGGGUCAGUCUAAGUGAAAAUGCUCCUCUUGGGUCCCAGGUGCUCCAGGUUGUGGCCUCUGAUCAAGAUGAAGGAUCUUAUGCCCAAAUCCGAUAUCACUUUGGUAACAUCCCAGCAGAGGCCCAAAAGAAAUUUAAGCUGGACCCAAUAAAUGGUGCAGUCACUCUGGUGGGGCACUUAGAUUAUGAGGACACCAAAGAAUAUACACUGACAGCAGCAGCCAGGGAUGGUGGAGGAUCAGUAACGCAUUGCAAGGUGCACAUGCUGGUGGUUGAUGAGAACGACAAUGCCCCUGAGGUGGCCCUGAUAUCCCUGUUUAGCCCAGUCCCAGAAGAUUCACCACCUGGGACCCUCAUUGCCCUGAUCAAUGUAAAAGACAAGGAUUUAGGUGACGAUGGAAAGGUUACCUGCCACUUGCAGGGAGAUCCGCCAUUCAAGAUCCUUCCCACUUCUAACAAUUACUACAAGCUGCUGUCAGAUGGUCCCCUGGACAGAGAACGGACUCCAGAGUACAAUAUUACAGUCACAGCCUCGGACACAGGGAUCCCCCCUCUCUCCACACACAAGAGCAUCUUGCUACAGGUAUCUGAUGUCAAUGACAAUGCCCCGGCCUUUGAGAGACCUUCCUACAGCAUCUACCUCUCCUACCACCUGGCCCAGGCCACGGAGCCCACCCUCUUCACUGUGGGGGCUCACACGGGUGAGGUCAGGACGGCCCGGCCCUUCACGGAGAGAGACGUGGCCAAGCAGAAGCUGGUGGUGCUGGUGAAGGACAACGGGCGGCCGCCCCUCUCGGCCACCGCCACCCUGAACCUGGUCUUUGCCGAGAACUUCCAGGAGGCCCUUCCUGAGAUGAAGAGCCAGCCGGGCAGCACCGAGACCCAGGCGGAGCUGCAGUUCUACCUGGUGCUGGCCUUGGCCGUCAUGUCCUUCCUCUUCCUGCUGACCGUGAUCCUGGCCGUGGCCAUGAGGCUGCGGCACUCUGGGAGCCCCACCUUCCUGCAGUGCCUCGGGCCGCUCCCCCACCCCAAGGCCGGAGCCUUCUUCCCCCCCAACUUUGAGGAGGGAACUCUGCCAUACUCCUACCAGCUUUGCCUUUCCUCUGAGUCCAAGCGAAAUGAGUUCACCUUUGUAACACCCAAUGUUCAGGUUACUGACAAUAUUCUUAGCAGGGAAAGAUCUGGUGUGCCUUUUGGAGACAAUGUGGUAAAUAAUACUGAUUCUUUGAUGGAGGAAGUUGACAAGGGGCAGCCCUUCAGCAUCAGCGCCGAAACCGGGAACCUGUACGUGAGCGACAGGAUCGACAGGGAGGAGCUGUGUGGGGAAGCAGCGCUCUGCCCCAUCAAUUUUGAAGUAGUGGCUGAGAGCCCCAUGAACGUUUUUCAC
This is a messenger RNA of Varanus komodoensis (Komodo dragon), 2545 nucleotides long. Its product is annotated as protocadherin gamma-B3-like. Gene Ontology annotation, molecular function: calcium ion binding. The transcript has 3 exons. The annotation marks the transcript as partial. Gene Ontology annotation, biological process: homophilic cell-cell adhesion. Lineage: Eukaryota; Metazoa; Chordata; Lepidosauria; Squamata; Varanidae. The record is from RefSeq and is a predicted model, not a curated record. Gene Ontology annotation, cellular component: plasma membrane.